This is a messenger RNA of Gloeophyllum trabeum ATCC 11539, 786 nucleotides long. RefSeq names its product S-adenosyl-L-methionine-dependent methyltransferase. The transcript is spliced from 8 exons. The coding region runs from base 1 to 786 and encodes 261 amino acids. The record is from RefSeq and is a predicted model, not a curated record. Gene Ontology annotation, biological process: lipid biosynthetic process. Lineage: Eukaryota; Fungi; Basidiomycota; Agaricomycetes; Gloeophyllales; Gloeophyllaceae.
AUGGCAACGCUGGUGUCUCCCCUGAUCCGCACUAUGAGCUACCUGUCUCACUACGAUUUGUCCAACGAUGUUUUCGCGGCCUUCCUAUCGUGGGACAUGACUUACAGCUGUGCUAUCUUUGACAAUGAAGCAAAGGGAGCGAUAGGGGAUCUACUGGAAGAACGCCCGAUUGCACCCCCGCGACGAUCAUACAAGGAUGUCCGCACUAUUCCUCCAGACGACCUGGAGCGAGGGCAACUCGAAAAAUUACACCGGGUCGCUCAAAGGGCGCGUCUGACCCAAGGCUCUCGUGUUUUAGAGAUCGGGUGUGGCUGGGGUAGUUUCGCCAUAAUGGCAGCAGGAACAUACGGUGCGACUGUGGAUGUCAUUACCAUCUCCCUGGAACAAAUGCAAGCGUUGGAGGUGACUAUCGAAGCUGCCGGCCUGUCUGACCGUAUCACGGCCCAUGUCAUGGACUACCGUGAAAUGCCUGAAUCGUUCCAUCACGCAUUUGAUGCUGUGAUAUCUAUCGGUGUCAUGGAACAUGUUGGUAUCGAGUUCAUGCCCGGGUGGUUCAAGCAGAUGGCAUGGGCCAUGAAACCGGAAAAUUCAUUCAAAGUCUUUACCAUGUCUACCGUUCCGGAUACAAGGUGGCCCAUGUAUUCGGCCGAAGUUGAUUUUGUCCGGAAAUACAUAUACCCGGGCGGGCAGCUGUCGUCGGUGAAGACCUUGGUUGAUGCCAUAACAUCUGCAAAUCUGAAUGUUCUGUCGAUCGAAGACAUAGGGCCUCGUAUGUCUGCCUGCUGA